AUGCCCAGGGGACAGAAGAGUAAGGCUCGUGCCCGUGAGAAACGUCGCCAGGGGCUCAAGGAUACUCAAGCAAAGGCAGCAGAGGGAGGAGAGUCACGUGCCUGCGCUGAUCAAGCUUCAGGAGAUGCUAAGGCAAGCACUCCUCCUGCCGACUUCCCACAGCACUCUCAGAGCUCAGCCCCCAGCAAAGGAAUGGGCCCCAGAGGGUCUGCUAAAGGUGACCAGGGCCAAGGAGAUGGAAAGCAGAGUUCCUCUGGGGCUUUACUCUCCACUGGAAGCGUACAGAUGGAUCUUCUGACAAGGAAGACAGGCGUGUUGAUGGAGUACAUGCUCUGCAAAUACAGAGUGCAGCAGCCCAUGAGGAGGGGAGAGAUGCUCAAAGUCAUCAACAAAAGGUGCAAGGAGCACCUCCCUGAGAUCCUUAAGAAAGCCACAUAUCGAUUGGAUGUGGUGUUUGGCCUUGAGUUGAAAGAAAUCCAGCCCAAUGGUCAAUCCUACAUGCUUAUCAGCAAGCUUGAUUUCCAGGAUGAUGGAAGUCGGAGCAGUGAGCUGUCUAUUCCUACUAGGGGCAUUCUGAUCCCUCUUCUUAGUGUGAUCUACUUAAAUAACUACUGUGCUUCAGAGGAGGAUGUCUGGCACUUCCUGCAUGUAUUAGGAGUCUAUGAUGAGAUCUUACACCUCAUCUUUGGGGAUAUCAAGAAGCUCAUCACUGAAGAGCUAGUUCGCAAAGAGUACCUAGAAUACCGUCAGGUUCCUAACAGUGAGCCUCCAUCCUAUGAGUUCCUGUGGGGCCCGAGAGCCUAUGCUGAAACAAGCGAAACAAAGGUGAUGGACUUUUUAGCUAAGGUCAGUGAAAGCAUGCCUGGGGUUUACUUAUCUCGUUAUGAGCAGGCUUUGGUCGAAGAGGAAGAGAAAGCCGAAGCCAAAGCCAAAGCCGAAGCUGCAGCCAAGCCUGGCACUAAGGGCAAGGCCAAGGGACAUACUAAGAUCAAGUUAAGCCAUCCUACUCACAAGUGA
Molecule: messenger RNA, 1017 nt
Organism: Onychomys torridus (southern grasshopper mouse)
Lineage: Eukaryota; Metazoa; Chordata; Mammalia; Rodentia; Cricetidae
Product: melanoma-associated antigen B4-like
Exons: 1
Coding region: 1-1017 (338 amino acids)
Biological process (GO): negative regulation of transcription by RNA polymerase II
Cellular component (GO): nucleus
Source: RefSeq, a predicted model, not a curated record